AUGGAGACGUACUACGGACACGUCCGCACACCUGCGGACGCUAUUAUUCUUUUCGAGGCUUGCCGAAUCGGCCUUCUACCUCGCGUGCAAAGACGAUUAUCAGAGAAAGAGCGACAAUCGAUACGUUCCGGUUCGGUAUUUGUAUGGGACGAGCGAGAAGCCGGUAUGCGGCGAUGGACCGACGGGAAGUCAUGGAGUGCCAGCCGUGUAUCUGGUAGCUUUUUGACUUAUCGCGAAAUGGAAGGCAAGCGCGGAGGUGGCAGUGUCUCUCAGGGCUCUGCGUCCCGAGGAGGCAAGACACCUGAGAGUCGGGGAAGUGACGAUGAGCGCGCCGAUGGAACAGACGAGGGACCCGAUGGAUAUCGUUACAAACCAGAUGGUUUGAUGAAGCAGUCUUUCAGUAUCACGACAUCCAACGGUCAACACUUGCAUCUGAUCAGCUACUAUUCACGAUCCCACCCUUCUGCCGCCAACCUACAACAACCAACUUCCGAUCCUGCGCUGCGUCAUGUUCGACCCCAGAAAGGUCUCUACCCCGAGUCGACAGUUAAUGAUCAGCAAAAUCUCCCUGUCGUUACCCGUGGACCUAUGGCUGGCGCUGCUUACCCUAUUACUCCUCAUCCCCUCGGCGCAUACCCACGCGUCACUCAUACACAGCCAUACCCGCCUGCCUAUGCUUGGCCACCCACCCCUCUAGCCACACCACCGACUGUCUCGGUUCAAUAUGGCCCUGGUCCUUCAUAUCUCCCCCAGUAG
This is a messenger RNA of Penicillium crustosum, 756 nucleotides long. RefSeq names its product Gti1/Pac2 family protein. Gene Ontology annotation, molecular function: DNA binding. The coding region runs from base 1 to 756 and encodes 251 amino acids. Lineage: Eukaryota; Fungi; Ascomycota; Eurotiomycetes; Eurotiales; Aspergillaceae. The record is from RefSeq and is a predicted model, not a curated record. The transcript has a single exon.